Messenger RNA from Sciurus carolinensis (gray squirrel), 738 nucleotides. Its product is annotated as biorientation of chromosomes in cell division protein 1-like. The record is from RefSeq and is a predicted model, not a curated record. Lineage: Eukaryota; Metazoa; Chordata; Mammalia; Rodentia; Sciuridae. The transcript is spliced from 2 exons. Bases 1 to 738 code for a protein of 245 amino acids.
AUGGGGAGCCUGGUUGUUCUUGGAAACCUUUCGCUGCCUGACCCUGCUCCAAGAAGCUGUUUGCAGUGCGGACCUGCCGCUGGUUCCUGGGAACUGCCACCGCCUCCACCACCGCCGACCUCGCCACCGCCGCUGCCUCCGUGGGGCUUUCGGCCUCCCGCACACAACGCAGGUCCCCGGUCCCAGAGCAGGAGCCGCACCCUGGCGCGGAUCGCAGGAAUGGCGGAGGGCUGCGUGGGCCGGACCUUGGCAGGGGCGGCGGGGGCGCCGGGCGCGGGCGUGAGUGGUGGCCCCAGCAACCCCGCCUCGCUUCCGCCCGGCGACCCUCAGCUCAUCGCGCUCAUCCUGGAGCAGCUCAAGAGCCGUGGCCUGUUUGACAGCUUCCGCCGGGACUGCCUGGCGGACAUGGACACCAAGCCAGCUUACCAAAACCUGAGGCAAAAAGUGGAUAAUUUUGUGUCAACAUAUCUAGACAAGCAGAAAUGGAAUCCUACCAUGAACAAGAACCAGUUACCAAAGGGGCUGAGGCAGAGCGUGGUUCAGUCGGGGAUGCUGGAAGCAGGAGGAGACAGGAUUAUUUCUCAGGUGGUGGAUCCAAAACUCAACCACAUCUUCAGGCCACAGAUCGAAGGAGCGAUUCAUGAGUUCUUGGCGGCCCAGAAGAAAGAAGCUGUGCUGUCGCCCCCUCUCGAGCCAGAGAGCCAGGACCCACCAGUGCCAUCCCAGGACACUUCCUAA